This is a messenger RNA of Baudoinia panamericana UAMH 10762, 288 nucleotides long. RefSeq lists its product as uncharacterized. The record is from RefSeq and is a predicted model, not a curated record. Lineage: Eukaryota; Fungi; Ascomycota; Dothideomycetes; Mycosphaerellales; Teratosphaeriaceae. The transcript has a single exon. The coding region runs from base 110 to 268 and encodes 52 amino acids.
CGGACACCAUAAUCUACUGGUUUGAGCGAGCAGCGUCAUACGCAAUGCUACACCAUGUCUGAUCUUGCGCUUCGCUUGACUUACCGUCCUGAUUGGCGCCGCCCUCGAAAUGAAGAUUGGGUCAUCUCGCCGUUACGAUCUUUGCCAUACAAGCUACAAUAUAGGUUCCGCUCCGGAACGCCGCGCUCGUGGCCCGGUGACGGCACCACCAUUUUGUCUUCCUGAGGAGAAGUCUAGUGCCUUCAUGGUGCCCUCGCAGUCGUCGUAAAUGCAUCGGAAGACGUCCCA